Molecule: messenger RNA, 2322 nt
Organism: Chaetomium fimeti
Lineage: Eukaryota; Fungi; Ascomycota; Sordariomycetes; Sordariales; Chaetomiaceae
Product: heterokaryon incompatibility protein-domain-containing protein
Exons: 2
Coding region: 256-2322 (688 amino acids)
Source: RefSeq, a predicted model, not a curated record
UGCCUCAUGAAGAUGAUUUGGUGUGGGGAUAUUGUGAUGGCCCAUGUCCUUUGACGUCUGAAACCCGCCGUGUUUGGGUUGACAAGGCUCACUCACGAUUUGCACAGCCGAGUGCCAACCCCCCUGGAGCCUUGGAGGUACCCAAUGUCCCCCGAGCCCAACUCCAUCUCUCCCUAGCCAGCGGAUAACGCAACCAGCGUCCUUGCCAGUUCCAUCCGUCAUUCCUUCUGAUGCUCAAUUCGUCACCCGUCUAUCAUGUCACCCAACCCAGCACGUAAACCCACCGAGGAGUUGUGUGAGCGCUGUAGCGUCUUGUUCUCUCGCCCGGGACUCGACGAGAUCUACGCCACGCCACACAACCGGUUCAGGCAUUCCCAACUGGAGACAUUCGAAGACCGCGCCGACUGCUGCUUCUGCCGCUUUCUCUGGGAAGAGGACCUGAUUGGGGCCAACACGCAACCACUCACUUUCCGCCGUCUGCGCGACCUGGUGUAUCCCCCACAGAGUGCCGCAAGAAUACAUAAUGCCAAAAAGUUCCCGGGGUCCUGGGUCGUGAUCCGCUGCGACAAGUCCGUCGCACCCCAAGGAUUGGUUGACUACCUGCCUGACUCUUUGCCGCUGGCGAACGACGGCUCGCCAACGUUGAGCAUCAUAUGCGUUAGGAUAGAGAAUGCUGCGGGCCGCAUGCUGUGGGAGUUUCCGUUUCUUUAUGUCUCGGCAUCUCAAGAUGAUCCAUGUGCUGCCUUGACCCCCUUUCGACUAAUGGAAUGGAACGGGUUGAACUCCACGUCGGCGCCGUCGUUGAAGGCGCUACUUAACAGGUGUGAGACGACCCAUACCCGCUGCCAACCUCUUCGUCCUGAACCACUCCCAUCCCGGCUCGUCCAUAUCCCCAGCGACUACCUGUCGUCCCAAAGCAUCAGACUCCAUGUCACGCCUACGGAAGGUCAACUAGGACAGUAUGUCGCCCUGAGCUACUGCUGGGGCGGGCCUCAGGAGUUCAGGCUAGAGCACGGCAGCCUGGACGAACUCCAACAGCGGUCGACGCACGUUUCGGCCCUGCCUCGGACCCUCCAAGACGCCAUCGCUGUGACCUACCAUCUCGGGUUUGAGUACCUGUGGAUCGACGCCUUGUGCAUCAUCCAGGACAGCCCCGACGACAAGCGCCACGAGAUCAGCCAGAUGCAGCACAUCUACACCAACGCCGCCGUCACCAUCGCCGCCGCCACAGCAAGCUCCGUCGAGCAGGGCUUUCUCGACACCAACACCAGCGCCCCGUUCAGCGGCCGGCACCGCUCCAUCUCCGUACCCAUGGCCCUAACAACAGACACAUCCAACCCCCGCCACGGCGCGAUAACCCUCACCCCCACCCACACCCCCCAAACAUCCCUCUUCCCCAUCAACACCCGCGGCUGGACUUAUCAAGAAGCCCUCCUCUCCCCGCGCCUGCUCACCUUCGGCGACCUCGAGCCCUACCUCCGCUGCCGCACCAAGGAAGCCACCGUCGCCGCCCGCACCGCCAUCCGCUACGACCCGCGCACCCUCCAACCGCGCCGCUUCGAGGCCGAGCUGCAAUCCACCACUCCCCACACCACCACCACCAUCCAGUACUCGGAAGAGAGGGAGGGGGAGGGGGAGAUGAGGGAUAUGGGGGAGAUGACGCUGAUGGAGGGCGGGGAGAGCAUCGACCUCCGCCUGGAAUUCCGCUGGCCCUCGCUCGUGGGCCAGUACACGCGCCGCGCGCUGGCCGAGGGUGCUGAUCGGCCGCAUGCUAUUGCCGGGGUGGUGGCGGCGUUGGCGGGGAUUACGGGGGAUGUGUGUGCGUGGGGGGUGUGGCGGUCUUGUGCGGUGGCUUGUUUGCUUUGGGCGGUUGAGGGGGAGGGAAAGGGGGAGGUGAGGGUGAGGGUGGAGGGGGGGCUGCCGACGUGGUCGUGGAUGUCGGUUACGGGGCCGGUGGAGUUGGAUCGGGUUGAGUAUAUGAAGGCGGCGGAGGCAGUGGUGGAUUGGGAGGGUGGGGGUGGGGAUGAUAAAACGUUGUGUAUGUCGUGUCGGGUUAUGGGGGAGAGUGAGGUGAUGGGUGAGACGCCGUUGCUGGUGGACUGGACGCUGGAUGUGGGUAAGCCGUCCCCGAGCGACGGGCUUCGGCCGCCAGUGAGUGAGCCGCUGUUUUUCUUGGUUAUUGCGCGGCAGAUCGACCAGAUGUUCCUCGCGCUGGUUGCUACCUCGGUUGGGGACGGGGUUUACCACCGUCGGGGGCUGGCGGAGCUCAAGAACUCGAGCGUGGUCAGCUCGAAGCCGCGGGAGAGCAUACGCUUGGAUUAG